ACUGAUAAUAUUUUCUGUCCUACAGUUGUGGAACGAUCCUGAUCUUGGAUGGAUGCAAGAGAAAUCGAGAUAUCCAACAAUUGUUUUGCCAGCUGAUAAAAUCUGGAUUCCUCGGAUAGUUUUGGACAACGCAAUAGAAACGAGCAUGGAGCCGUACACUAACGAUGUGCAGGUGCGGCGAGAUGGCACUGUGCUGCAUUCAGUUGUUUUGUUCACGACGGUGAGCUGUGAAAUCAACCUCUUCAACUACCCCUUUGUGAAGGGCUCGUGCCCUGUGGCCAUCAAUGGAUGGAGCCAGAGAGUUUGCUCGCUCACUCUCCAGAUCACUGAUGAUGUGUCUUUGAUUGGCGGCAGUCGAGGAGAGUGGCAGACUACACACGUGAUCAAAACUGUGGAUUCAUCAAAUCGUGUUUAUCUCCAAGUGGCUCUGUUGAUUAACCCCUUCAGUGCUGUCGUAACCCUGAUCCUGCCCAGUGGACUGGUACUCCUGACUGACCUGGUGAGCUUUGCUCUGCCAUUUGAAGGGGGAGAACGCAACUCUUUUAAGGUCACCCUGGUCCUGAGCUUCACCAUGUUCCUCCUCAUCCUCAGUGAUCACUUGCCUAGCAGUGGCGAGUGUAGCCCCCUCCUACAUUACCACUUCUGCUUCUGUCUGGUGUGUUUGGUCAUGAGCACGCUGGCUUCAAUAGUGCUAACACGUCUGUCUAUAGACGACAGCUUCUUACUGUGCAGACGAUCUGCUAAGGUUCAUCCAUCAAACAGCACCAAAACACAACAUGACAGCCUGGAUCAGGAGACAGAUAAAGGUGUGAUUGCAACCCAGUCUGGUAAUCUGGCUUCAGAGAUGGCCUCGCUCCAGAAAAUAGUGAACUUUUUGGAGAACAUGGAUAAAGGAGAAAAGGAGGCACAGAGUAAAGUGGCAUUUGCUUACCUCCUAGACAAAUUCUGCUUUGGCUUUUUUAUGAUGAUCUACAUAAUUUAUGUCAUAAUUCUUGUUGUUAUCACCCGAACAGACAUUUGUAAUGUUAAUAAUCUGGAUUUCUGGGAUGAGUCUCACCACAAUGAUGACAAAUUUGACUACUCAUACACUGAACUAUAGUCACUUUCACAUUGACAUAACACAUUGUGUCUCUAUCUCAGUAAAAAAAAAUCAAAAUUAUGUCUUCAAACAAAACUAUGAAAUAACUAUAAACUAAUAGUUUGUUAAUGAUUUGUAACUGUGUGUCAAUAAAGAAUGGCGAUAACACUCAUGGAGAGCAACAAUAAUAAAAAAAAAUCCCAUUCAUCUGAGGAAAAUGGCAUCAUGACAAC
Messenger RNA from Carassius gibelio (silver crucian carp), 1311 nucleotides. Its product is annotated as 5-hydroxytryptamine receptor 3A. The record is from RefSeq and is a predicted model, not a curated record. Gene Ontology annotation, molecular function: transmembrane signaling receptor activity; extracellular ligand-gated monoatomic ion channel activity; neurotransmitter receptor activity. Gene Ontology annotation, cellular component: neuron projection; synapse; membrane. The transcript is spliced from 6 exons. Gene Ontology annotation, biological process: chemical synaptic transmission; monoatomic ion transmembrane transport; nervous system process. Bases 53 to 1099 code for a protein of 348 amino acids. Lineage: Eukaryota; Metazoa; Chordata; Actinopteri; Cypriniformes; Cyprinidae.